GAAAGAUGGCGGAUCAAAUCCCUCUGCACCCGGUACCGCGCAGCACCCAACGGAGGGCGGCUUAUUACACCAAAGCCUCGGCCUCACAGAGGCAUAACAGAUACCCAAUAGAAGAUGAGCCCUCUCACUUGGAUGAAAUGCCUCUAAUGAUGUCAGAAGAAGGCUUUGAAAAUGAUGAAAGUGAUUACCAUACAUUACCAAGAGCCAGGAUUUCUCAAAGAAAAAGAGGUUUAGAAUGGUUCAUCUGUGGUGGCUGGAAAUUUCUUUGCACCAGUUGCUGUGAUUGGCUGAUAAACAUUUGCCGGAGGAAAAAAGAACUUAAGGCACGCACAGUAUGGCUUGGAUGUCCUGAAAAAUGUGAAGAAAAGUAUCCAAGAAAUGCUAUAAAAAACCAAAAAUACAAUGUCUUUACAUUUAUACCUGGGGUUUUAUAUGAACAAUUCAAGUUUUUCUUGAACCUUUAUUUUCUGGUAGUCUCCUGCUCACAGUUUGUACCGGCACUGAAAAUAGGCUACCUCUACACCUAUUGGGCUCCUCUGGGAUUUGUUUUGGCUGUCACCAUUCUGCGGGAAGCAGUUGAUGAAUUUCGUCGUUAUAAGCGAGACAAGGAAAUGAAUUCUCAAUUAUAUAGCAAACUUACAGUACGAGGUAAAGUGCAAGUUAAAAGCUCAGACAUUCAAGUUGGAGACCUCAUCAUAGUGGAAAAGAAUCAACGAAUUCCAUCUGAUAUGGUAUUUCUAAGAACUUCAGAAAAAACAGGUUCCUGUUUUAUUCGAACUGAUCAACUGGAUGGAGAGACAGACUGGAAACUAAAAGUUGCUGUUAGUUGCACACAGAGAUUACCAGCUUUAGGGGACCUGUUUUCAAUCAAUGCGUAUGUUUAUGCUCAAAAGCCUCAAAUGGAUAUUCACAGCUUUGAAGGUACCUUUACACGGGAAGACAGUGAUCCAACUGUUCAUGAAAGCCUUAGCAUAGAAAAUACACUAUGGGCAAGCACUGUUGUUGCAUCAGGAACAGUAAUUGGUGUUGUUAUUUACACUGGAAAAGAGACUCGAAGUGUAAUGAACACAUCAAAUCCAAAGAAUAAGGUUGGUUUGCUGGAUCUUGAACUGAAUCAACUGACCAAAGCACUGUUCUUGGCUUUAGUUGCACUUUCAGUUGUUAUGGUAACCUUGCAAGGAUUUGUGGGACCAUGGUACCGCAAUCUUUUUCGGUUUCUUCUCCUUUUUUCUUAUAUAAUCCCAAUCAGUUUACGUGUAAAUCUAGAUAUGGGCAAAGCAGCAUAUGGUUGGAUGAUUAUGAAGGAUGAUAAUAUACCUGGAACAGUUGUCAGGACAAGUACCAUACCUGAAGAACUGGGACGCCUUGUAUAUCUACUAACAGAUAAAACAGGUACACUGACCCAGAAUGAGAUGAUAUUUAAGCGCCUCCACCUAGGUACUGUUUCAUAUGGAACAGACACAAUGGAUGAAAUUCAAAAUCAUAUUAUCAAUUCAUAUUCCCAGAUGCAUACACAGUCUAGUGGAAACAGUACCAGCUCAACACCCUCCAGAAAGAUGCAGUCCUCUGCCCCUAAAGUUCGAAAAACAGUCAGCAAUCGAAUACACGAAGCAGUAAAAGCUAUUGCAUUGUGUCACAAUGUUACGCCCGUGUAUGAAUCCCGAACAGGAGUGACUGGAGAAACAGAAUAUGCAGAGGUAGAUCAGGAUUUCAGUGAUGAAAAUAGAACUUACCAAGCUUCAAGCCCUGAUGAGGUAGCUUUGGUUCAGUGGACAGAAAGUGUUGGUCUUACUUUGGUGAAUAGGGAUUUGACUUCAAUGCAACUGAAAACCCCCAGUGGACAGAUUCUGACAUACUAUAUUCUGCAAAUUUUCCCCUUUACAUCUGAGAGCAAGCGAAUGGGAAUCAUAGUAAGGGAUGAAUCUACAGGUGAAAUCAUGUUUUAUAUGAAAGGUGCAGAUGUUGCAAUGUCCUCCAUUGUUCAGUAUAAUGAUUGGCUAGAAGAGGAGUGUGGUAACAUGGCAAGAGAAGGUCUGCGCACUUUGGUUGUUGCCAAGAAAUCCUUAACAGAAGAACAAUAUCAGGAUUUUGAGAGUCGAUAUAACCAAGCAAAAUUAAGUAUACAUGACAGAACGCUCAAGGUGGCUGCAGUUGUAGAGAGUCUAGAAAGAGAAAUGGAAUUAUUGUGUCUCACUGGAGUUGAAGAUCAAUUACAGGCUGAUGUUAGGCCAACAUUAGAGAUGCUACGAAAUGCUGGAAUAAAGAUAUGGAUGCUAACAGGAGAUAAAUUGGAGACUGCGACUUGUAUUGCAAAAAGUUCCCAUUUAGUGUCUAGGACCCAAGAUAUUCAUAUUUUCAGACCCGUAACCAGCCGUGGAGAAGCUCAUUUGGAAUUAAAUGCAUUCAGAAGGAAACAUGAUUGUGCUUUAGUAAUAUCUGGUGACUCUCUGGAGGUAUGUUUGAAGUACUAUGAACAUGAAUUUGUAGAACUAGCAUGUCAGUGUCCAGCCGUAGUUUGCUGCCGAUGCUCUCCCACCCAAAAAGCUCACAUUGUAAAAUUGUUGCAGCAUCACACAGGAAAGCGUACAUGUGCAAUAGGUGAUGGAGGAAAUGAUGUCAGUAUGAUCCAGGCAGCAGAUUGUGGAAUUGGAAUUGAAGGAAAGGAAGGGAAACAAGCUUCCUUGGCUGCUGAUUUUUCUAUAACACAAUUUAAACACAUUGGUAGACUGCUGAUGGUACAUGGUCGAAACAGUUACAAAAGAUCAGCAGCUCUAGGUCAAUUUGUCAUGCACAGAGGCCUUAUUAUUUCAACUAUGCAGGCUGUAUUUUCAUCUGUCUUCUAUUUUGCAUCUGUUCCUCUAUAUCAGGGUUUCCUAAUGGUGGGGUAUGCAACCAUAUACACUAUGUUUCCAGUCUUCUCUUUAGUGUUGGAUCAAGAUGUAAAACCAGAAAUGGCACUAUUGUAUCCUGAGCUUUACAAAGAUCUUACCAAGGGACGAUCCUUGUCAUUUAAGACCUUCCUCAUCUGGGUUUUAAUCAGUAUUUAUCAAGGUGGCAUUUUGAUGUAUGGAGCCCUUCUGCUUUUUGAAUCUGAAUUUGUCCAUGUUGUUGCCAUUUCCUUCACGGCACUGAUCGUGACUGAACUCUUGAUGGUUGCUCUCACUAUACGCACCUGGCACUGGUUAAUGAUCGUGGCUGAAAUCUUCAGUCUUUGCUGCUAUGUAGCUUCUCUUGCAUUCCUUAAUGAAUAUUUUGGUAUAGGCAGAGUGUCUUUUGGAGCUUUCUUAGAUGUUGCCUUUAUCACAACAGUGACCUUCCUAUGGAAAGUGUCAGCCAUCACUGUAGUAAGCUGUCUUCCACUUUAUAUUCUGAAGUAUUUAAAACGUAAAUUUUCUCCUCCAAAUUAUUUCAAACUUACCUCGUAAAUAUGACGGAACACCUGUGUUUUUCAUCAAUACGACUUUAGCUAGAAAUUGCUUCAAGUGUACUCAUUCUACUUAAGUCCGUGAUAGAUUAAACAAACGAGGAAAAUGAUUACAAGAAAUAUGGAGCAAAACAGAGCACAAAGAAGAUGAAGAAGAUGGAUACUUCUGAUAAGUAUUACAGCAAACUUGAUUGACAUAACUAUCGAGUACAAAAACACUUCAUUUUGUAUGUGGCUUUUUAACAGUUUGAGUUAACAGUGCUUCUGAAUUAUAUAAUUGCUACUGUAAAGGAUUUAUUCCUACUGCACUAUUUUUCUGAACAUGAAUAGAAGACGUUGUUUCCUAUAAACCUAGGCCUUCCCAAUUUCUUUUGUAGAAAUAUUCACUCCUAUGUAAAGUAUAUCAUGCCUAGAAACUGUAAAGGUCAUUGUCUCUACUUGCUGCUAUAUGUAACUCUGAUACAUGCACUAUAUGAAUUAUGUACAGCUGUCUGUGUAGCACAGUAUUUGUUUGGGAUCAGUGGUCCUCUUUUUUAUAUAUUCUCCAUUACUAACUGCAUUAAAGGAAUCUGAAUAGCUGAGGAAUCGACAGCAGCCUUUUAACUGCAAAUGGAGACUGGGUUGCACAAAAUACUAUGAAAAUAAACUUCUGUACAUAAUUACAUUACAUCUACCGUCCUGUACAGACCACUGUAAAAUUAAUGUUCAGCAAAUGUUUUACAGGCUCCCUAUCUGCUUCAUAAUUGUAAAACUGUACUCUAGAAGUGUCAGCACAUUACCAGACCUUUUCCCAUAUAGAGGUUAAUUUUGUAUGAAAAGUUCAGCAACAGUGCAUCUGCAGCCUUCAUUUAUUUUACUGGCAGGAUAUACAAAAGCCAUUUGGAAAUGAUUGGUGGUUAUGCAGUGGCCAUGCCUUAGAGAUCAGGGCCAAACAAUGAAACAGUGAACAACUAUGAAUACAGAAAUUCUCCCAGGACCUGUGCACAGCUCCCCUUCCUGCUGAUACCAAAAGAGGGCUGAUUCACGUGUAUUCCUCCCUGGGGUAGAGGCCAUUUAUUUUGGUUGAUACAAAUGAGGGUCCCCCACACUUCAUGCAACCAUAGGCUGCACCUAGAGCUCUGAACCAGACAAGUAAAAUACACAUUAUAAUCUGUUUACUUAAGGUAACUCAGGUAAAAAAGAAUGACAUGGGCAUAAUAGUGGUAGAAAAUCUAUCAUCUUCCAGAAUAUGAUUUGUGUACUUUUUGAGUUUCUACAAAACAAGAAUAAAGUAAAACGACUCUCCUUGGUCAAAUGUUAUCUUAAUAGUUGUCUAAUCAUAUGUACUGUAAUCUAGAAUACCUUCCUCCCAUGGUAUUAUUUUCUUUUUCAAAAGCUACAUGUACAUAGGAGUUCCAUAUAACCUGGUACUUCUGAAACAUAGAUAUAAAUUAACCAUGUUUCUUUACUGGGCAGUUAAUGACUGUAGUUAUCAAAUCAUUGUUGUUAGCCCGAGUCACAACAAAACUCAUUGUAUUUCAUCUUGUGCAACCAUAAACUUAUACCAUGGUUAAUUUAAAAGGAUGCUAAAUUGAAACACUUCCAGAAAAAGACUGUUGUUGAACUACUUGAGUUCCGAUCUCCUUUGUUUUGAAGAUAUUUAAUAGUUAAUCUUGCUUUUAAAAUGUUUUGAGCCAUUCUUCAUUAUAAAAGCAAUAAAAUUUCCUUUCUACCAAA
Messenger RNA from Ahaetulla prasina, 5140 nucleotides. RefSeq names its product ATPase phospholipid transporting 9B (putative) (gene ATP9B). Gene Ontology annotation, molecular function: ATP binding; magnesium ion binding; ATP hydrolysis activity. Gene Ontology annotation, biological process: retrograde vesicle-mediated transport, Golgi to endoplasmic reticulum; phospholipid translocation; endocytosis. The transcript has 30 exons. Bases 6 to 3425 code for a protein of 1139 amino acids. The record is from RefSeq and is a predicted model, not a curated record. NCBI's taxonomy places the organism in Eukaryota, Metazoa, Chordata, Lepidosauria, Squamata, Colubridae. Gene Ontology annotation, cellular component: trans-Golgi network; plasma membrane; endosome.